Molecule: messenger RNA, 21617 nt
Organism: Porites lobata
Lineage: Eukaryota; Metazoa; Cnidaria; Anthozoa; Scleractinia; Poritidae
Source: the annotation of a GenBank genome assembly
CAACUGAUCGCUGCGAAGCUCGAACAAGAUGGACGUUGCUGAUCGUACAACCGGCACUUCUCAUGUACGCGACGACCUCGCAGAGAGAUGCCAAAAGCUAUUUCAAGACUUUCUGGAAGAGUAAGUACAUUUUCGAUCGAUGAGAUCGAUAAAUGCUUGUAUUUGUGAGUAAAGGUGCCGAUUUUUGUUCAUUUCAUUAACCCAGAAUAACUUCGAGCUGCCUGCACAUGGUUGGAAAUCAAUCCACGGUUCUCGGAUAUUUUAUAGCUUCUGAUAGUUUUUAUUUGCAAAUCAGGCGUUCUAAGCCUGAUCACUCUUCGACACUUUUUAGUGGCUGGUCCAUUGGCAGUUAUCGUAGCUCAUAAAUUCGAUUUUUUAGAAGAGCAAAACAAAACAACAGAACACGAGUGUACAGUCUUCCCAGGUUUUGUUAAGACUAGUUUGCGAUGAAAAGUAGGUUACAGAGUGCUCGAUUCAGAGAUAAUUCCUAUUAUAGUAAAUUGUUUUACCAAAAUUCCGGCAGGCACCAAGUUACUGUAUCUUGAAAACUGGUUGAUUACAGUAAGUAAUUUUUGAACUUGUGAAGCCCUAACCUGUUAAAGAUUUUAAAGUCUUAAGAUUAUUGUCAACGGCUGGACACGAACUUGGACUAAAUUGAUAGAUAUUAGCCCCUAGGUUACAGACUGUUGAUCAUUUGAUACGACGAAAUUGUUAGCUCAUUCAAUCUAUGAAACACAACUUGCUUGCUAGUUUAAUAGGCAGAGUUACUACUUUAUGUAAAAACCUCUCAGAUAUCAUAACUAAGUGCACAUGUGCAUAGGGUUGCACCUGGAAAUUAGAUUAAAAGGUGUCAAUCUAGGCUUUCCUAUGGCUCUCAGCGAAGAAUAAAUAAACACUUCUUGAAUACAACAAAAAUUAAAUGGCUUCUUCCCGAGAUCAGCAAGAAUUAAACAAGUGGAGACAAAGACAGAUUUUAAGCAAGCUCUUACAGUAUAUUUAAGGCUUUCAAUUAGCACUAUUUCUGUUGUUUUUUUAAGCUCUAGUACUCCAGACUUGCUGGGAAACCUUUGCUGAGUAAAUUCUGUAAAUGUUAAUUAAGAAUGCUACAUGUAAUAUGGAAUGACAUGUCCUUGUGCAUAUAGUGAUGACAGGGGUGUAGUCAUCUUUUGACUUUUUGUAGGCCUGGCUGACUUUCAUAUCCACAUAUCUUGAAAAAUGUGUAAUUCUGUUGAUUGCACUCAUGACUAGCACACACUGACCUGACCAACACUUUGAGCUCUUGAGCUUUUUAGUUCACCCGAACGCAUAAUUUGUGACAAGUGGUAGGUUGAUUAAACCAAAAAUUUGUAGGCCUGGGCCUACAUGUCUAUGGGCAGGCUACGCCCCUUAUUGACUUGUUUAUUUAAUCACUUAAAGGUUUCAAGUUGAUGGAGAAGAAAAGUAUCUCCCUGAAGUUCAGGAGCUUAUCAGGCCUGAACGCAACACAUUGAGUGUUAGCUAUCAAGAUGUGGAGUCUUACAAUUCUCAGUUAUCUACACUAAUUCAAGAGGAAUACUAUAGGUAAGAUCAGAAAAGGAUAACCAAAUAUAAUCUGUUAUGCAGGUGUAGGAAUUGCGUGUAACAUAAGAUUGACUACUUUUUGGUAAUAAUCCAGUUUAUAGCCAGCUAAAAAUCCAUUUUCUGUAGUUCAGGUGUUUUUUUUUUUGAAGCUGCAAAAUAGAAAUAAUUUGCAAAAUUUUACUACCUCUCCAAGGCCCACUUUUAUGAAGCCAUUUUAGCUAGGUUCUCAUUGUUUAAGUGAACAUUUGAGUGGAUACAGCUAACAAUCUUUCACUUUGCCUUCAGAGUAUUUCCUUAUCUCUGCCGAGCUGUCAGAAACUUUGCAAGAGAUAGAGGACAGGUCCCUCCUACAAAAGAAUUUUAUGUCAGCUUCACAGAUCUUCCUACAAGACACAAGUAAGAUGUGUUCAUACAAUUGCUGCUAAAAAAAACCCACUCCAUACAAGAAUUAUUAAUUUUAUUUUUUUGUGUGUGUGUGAUCCUUUAGGAUUCGAGAACUCACCAGCCAAAAGAUUGGCACCCUAUUGAGAAUAAGUGGACAAGUUGUUCGAACACACCCAGUGCACCCUGAAUUAGUGACUGGCACGUUUAUCUGCCUUGACUGUCAGACGGUCAUUAAAGAUGUUGAGCAGCAGUUUAAAUACACUCAGGUUUGUGGUUUUCAUUGCUUCAUCCUCUCAAUUGUAUCUUCCAUGAAACUGUGUUAAAAUGACUGUAUCUCUCUAUCUAGAAAGGUUAGAUAAAAACCUUUUUUCAGGCUUUCUUUUCGCAACUUCAAAAGUUGCGUAUAUAACUGUGAUGAUCAUCCUUCAUUUAAUUCUUCACCCCGCAGUUCACAUAUAGGACGUUCAUAUAUUCAAAAACUUCACAAAAAAUUCUCUUGGUCCUUUGCACUUUCUUUAUGCUUUCUUUAAAUAAUUUUUUGCUUUGACGAGCAGGCGAGAUGAAGUGAAUCCUGUGUUUUGAUUUGCUACCUGGCUGGGCAAGAUGGGACUUUCUUACCCGCUCGGAAUUCCUUGUACUGAUCCAGUAAAAGAAUAAGUUCUUGUGACGUUUUAAAAGGAUUUCAAAACAGGAUGUCUAAGAUUAACAAUGAUUUUUGACUGUAAUUACACAUAUAGGAGGGUCAAAUGUGGUGAAUACAGGACAGGACCUAUGCAACAUUGGCUACCCUUCCUUAACAACACCAAUCCCAUGUAAAUCCCAGAAAAUCCUUUUGAAUGCCAGUCAGCACUGGGUUCAAAGUUACUCCAACCAAAAUGAGAUUAACUAAUAACAUCUCAUCUUCCAAUGUUAGAGCCACUGUUGAAACCUGCCUCCCCAGCUACACGAUGUACUCGAAUUCUCUCCCGGCUUCCAUCCCUAACACUUUAUGCCCCACCCGAGCUUCGUGAGGUUCUGCGAUGCUUGUAUUUCUAGUACACAGUUGAAAGCAGACCUGUUAACCUGUGAUCAUAGAUAGAUACCAUGAUGGUUCAAUAGGGAAAACAUAACUUCCAGUUUAUAAAAAUAUUACAGUUCUCUUAGCCAUAUAAUAAAUCCUUUAUUGACCAAGGUUGUUUGGGCAAAGUGGCUGGAUAUUGGCCUCAUCCUUUUUCUGCAUUUUUUUUGACCUGCACUUCAACUUGGUCCUUAAAACCAAAAAAGAACUUGUCCUAUAUUCAGCCAUCCUGACCUCAUACUUUGUCAAUGAUGCAUUUGUAACAAAGGUGAAUACAUGUACAUGUUUCAUUGUAAUGUUUUUGGUGUUAUAAUUAUCACAGCCCACAGUGUGUCGCAACCCAGUCUGUCAGAACAGGACGAGAUUUAUGCUAGACAUCAACAAGUCACGCUAUGUGGAUUUCCAGAAAGUUCGUAUUCAGGAAACUCAAGCAGAGUUGCCACGGGGCAGUAUUCCAAGAAGGUUUGUCAAUUUCAGUAAAGUAUUUUUAAUAUUAUUUUAUGGACAGUAAAGGACACAAUCAUUAGACAAUAACGGAAAUGAGGUAAACCUGCUGUUUAGCUACUAAAAGUAAUGGAACAAUAAUUUGAUGUGGGACUUUGCAAGCCUAUUCUUACAUGUUGUUUCACCCAUCUUGUACACUGAUUGGUGGCUUUUCUUCUUGGUUUAUGGGAAAAGAGAGGCAUCACUGCAAAAGAAACUUGUCAGACAGUGCAAAACUGUGUUGGAAAACUCUCCAAAUUCUUUCUCAUACUGGCUUAGACCUGUAUGAAUAAUUGGCAAAGCUGUAACAGGACUAGAAAAGUCUCAUCCGGUCAUGCACUCAGGACAAGCAGAUUUUCCUGCUAGGCAAGUAAGGCCCAGUUCAGACGCGGAUCUUUUCAUGAGCUAAACUUAGUACAUUGAAUUAAGUACAGGAAAACUUUGGUAUCUGAGUCAAUUUGGAACGGCUCAGCCAUUCUUCACGCCUAGCCCGGCCGGGAAUUUCGACUGUGGAACGGCUUUGAUUCAGACACCGAACUUUUCAUGGAACAAACAUAAUGCUUAAAUUAUGAUAAUGUAUUUUGCAAGCAGUUUGACCAAAGUGAGUAUUUUUCUGCUUUUGAAUUUAGUUCAGGUGGAAUUAAGAUCAGUGCCUCAAUCAAUUCAGGCAGUCUAAAUAGUUUGGGUCAGCCUUAAUUUAAUUAGGUUCAGCUCAUGAAAAGUUCAGUGUUCCUUGUUUAAUCCCAAUUUCCCAUCCUCCAAUAGCAGUCGCAGUUUAAAGAAUUUGGUUCCUCUUACUUCAAGAUUAUUACCUGUCAACUCCUUAAACUCAAACGUAGCCAUUACAUUACAUUAAUUAUCUUUUUUCUUUUAGUGUGGAAAUAAUUCUUAGAGCUGAAGCAGUAGAGCAGGCCCAGGCGGGAGACAAAUGCGACUUCACGGGAACACUGAUUGUUGUUCCCGAUGUAGCUCAACUGUCAACACCAGGUAAAAACAACUUAAAAGGCAUCUUCAAGUAAAGUAAAAGUUGUAACACAGAAAUCUGGAAAUAAGGUGAAGAUGAGUCAAAACUUGCACCUUUCCACGUGAAAACAAUUCCUUAUGUGUGUGUGUGUGAAAAUCUUAUAAUGCAUUUAUUAAGUGGGACAUAGGUGACGCUACCCGUACGAAACGCGCAGCGCUGUUGCAGCGCUGCAGAAUAGCUGCAAAGAGGCUGGCUGCAGCAGUCGCAAAUUUUGGCUGUUCGGGUCAGCGCUAUGAAGCCGUUUGAAAGCGAUAAGCAGCGGUUUAGCAGCGGUGGAAAGGACACACAAAAACGCUGUCAGCGCUGCCAAAUAGCUGCAAACGUGUACAAAAAUUCAAAGAAUUAUGGCAUUUGCCUAAACCGGCUUAGUAGCAGAGUAAAAACCACUAGAAAGUCAAAAUGCAACUUAUACUUUAUUAGUAUCCACGCUGCAUAUCGUUACAAAAAGCACGUGACAUAGAACAAGUCUGCAACAGUCUCGCUUUGUAAAUAUUUAGCAAUCACGGUCACUCAUCUGAAUGUAAGAACAUCCAUUAACAUGCAGACAUUGAAAAUUAUCUUUUUUUUUUUAUAAAGAGAAUAACAUCGAUUGUUCUACAUAAAGUUUACAUGCACGCCAUUAGGCAAAUGAUAUUUUGAUUCGUUGCAACGGGCUAAGCUGGACAUUGCUCACCUUGACGUUUAAGUCCAUGAUCCACGAUCUUCUACACUUUUUUCAUGAAAGAAAUCAACCCAAUUUUACUUUGGUCGUCGUUAAAUUUUACAAUGGACUAAGGAACCAACAUAACCACGAGCGUAUAAGAAUCUUGUAAGUGCGAACCCCAUCUGAGAUUCUUGUAUCUGUGUUCCUUGCUCUGGUUCGAUUCGUCGAUACUUAGCGUAGAAGUCACUGUUCAGUGCGUUGUUUGCAAAUACGUUUGAGCUGUUCCAUCCAAAAACUUCAACAGAACUUCCAUCUCGAAACAGAACUAGAUACAAACAAACUUAGAAUGUUUGCGCCUUUCAUUCAACGGUCGCAAAUGUUCUGUGUUUGUCUAGAGAUGUAAUGGGAUCUCAUGCAAAAGGACCGACCAAUUAGAUUACGGCCUAGAAUAUUAAUGUCUCCAGGGAAUUAGCGAUAACAUUCCCACACUCGCCGGUCACACGAAUGAAAUUUAUUGAAAUCUUUCUUCCGGAAGCAUAGGAUUUGGAGGUUUAUUCAAUAAGUGAUCUUCUUUGCGCACAAGCUUACUCACAUUUCUUAGAGGUACAGUCAAAGUUUUCGCGUUAUAAAAGCCGUAAUCUGUGAAAAGGCUUUAUCUGGCGAUUCAUGUUAUUGGCGCUCAAGAAAGUCAGAUCGACCGCAGCUGAAUUGUAGCGUUACUGCAGCUACUUCGCAGCGUUUGAAAGUCGGCAACUGCGCUGCAAAACCGCUGCCGAGAGCUUCAAAGAGCCUUCAAAAGAUGCACAGCGCUUUUGCAUCCCGCUGCAACUUGAAUGAAGCUGCUGUUUGGCUUCUAAACGGCUGCUGAACAGCUGUAAUUUAGCUGUACAGCUAUUUUGCAGCGAUUUUGUGGCGCUGUACAGCGCUGCAAGUUUCGUACGGGUACAGAUGAUAUUGUUAUUUGCAAUAAUGAUUGUGAAAUCAAUCUUGGUUUUCAGGUCAGAGGGCAGAGUCUUCUGGGAGACAGACAGCUGGUGAUGGCUAUGAAUCAGAAGGUGUCAGGUACGUAAUGUUCACUGCCGUGAUGUUUCAACCUCUUGUACUCAUUUCGAAAGAGUCAAAGAAACCUGCAAAAGUGGACUUAUAAACAGUUUUCCCCUUCCCUAUGUCAGUCUGAAGGAGUUUUAAGUGUCAUGUGAUAUCCCUCACUCCCAGCUAGUUGCUGGAUCAUUUUAAGCCGUAGCAUUUCCAAGUAUCAACUACUCACAAAGGAGUGUAUAUGAGCAAAGCCAAGGGGAUUGAAGUUGUACUAGAUAACACCUGUAUUUCUUUCUUGUCUCAAACAUAAGUACCAAUAAGAGGAUUGCACAUACAAUGUACAUUUUCAAAAGAACCAAUUUAAUGACUUGUUUAAUGACCUGCUAUCAGUUGGCUCGCUAGCUUACAGUAAUUGCAGGGUUAGAACACUUCACUGGUAUUGCAGAGGUCAGGGUUUGAAUCCCAACAAGGCUGAACUUUCUCAGGCUUUCUUUUUGCAACUGCAUAAGUUCAUCUUUAACUGCGAUGAUCAUUUUCACAUUUAUUUAGAACCAUUACUAUUACCCAACUAUUGCCGAUAUAAAAUUCACUUACCAGUAAUAUUCCCCUUGCUCAGUAUUUUAGUAGUUAUUAAAUUUUUCUUUUUUAGGGGUCUUAAGGCCCUUGGAGUACGCGACUUAACCUAUCGACUGGCUUUCCUGGCAUGCAGCGUCCAAGCAACAAACCCAAGGGUAAAAUAAAAACUUAAUGUUUUUAUUAUAACCAUCAGUUUAUAAUAUUAUUUAAGAACAGUCAACUGCCUUUAUAGCAGACGCUGUAGGGACCUCGAGUUAGUGUCGUCAUUUGCGAGAGUCUGUAAUAGCGAGGCUAAUGUUUGCCAUGGCAUAUUCACUUCACAAUAAUGUUCUUCUUCUGUUCAGUUUGGAGGUAAAGACCUUGAUGGUGAUGAUGUCACAGCAGAAACUAUUAAAAAGCAAAUGACAGACCAAGAGUGGCAAAAAAUCUACCAGAUGAGCAAAGACAAGAACCUUUAUCAAAAUAUGAUCAACAGUAUAUUUCCUACAAUUCAUGGUGAGUAAUAAUUGUUCACAGAAGAUGCUAUUUCAUGCAAUGUGAAAUCACUAUUAAUACUAUUCAUUGGAAAGUGAGAAAAAUAGCCUGACUGAAAGCAAGUUGUUUCUUUAACUUACAAGUAGGAGUUCUAAGUAGUAGUAGGAGAAAAUUGAAGGUCAAAAGUGUUAGUUUUUGUAUUGUGUUUUAAUUUGGUUUAACCCACUGAGCUUUUAGGUGUUCCUAAGAACUCACUGAAACCUGUCCGUACAUUCCAUAUCAAAUUGGAAUUUGGAAGUGCUGGUUUUUAAGGAGAAAUGGAAAACUGGAGACAACAAACUCAACCAGCAUAUGGUGUCAAGUAUUAGUAAAUUAGCAUUACAUACUGGGUCAGGGUUGUCAUUAAGAGGUGGGGGCCAGGGAUAUCCCCCGGCUACUAAGAACGUGGUCCCCGGCUACUUUCAUAGGAAAAUAGAAGAAAAAUAGAACCAAAAGAAACCCUAGCUGUUUGAUUCCUGGCCUGCUUGUUGUAUUUACCCGGCAACUUGAAAUCUUAGUGACAGCCCUGCUAGGUAAUGAUAAUUAUUAGUAUUGUCUUUUUUUAGCUCAGCAGUAAAUUUGCCUGGUGCAUAAAGUCCAUUUCUUUCAAUCCUCUGCCUGAAGAUCAUAGCUCUUAAACAACUUUUUCUCUUGGCAGGAAAUGAUGAGGUUAAACGUGGUGUUCUUCUCAUGUUGUUUGGUGGAGUGCCUAAGGUGACAACAGAGAAAACAAACCUUAGAGGUGAUAUCAACAUUUGUAUUGUGGGAGACCCCAGCACGGCCAAGAGUCAAAUACUCAAGUAAGAUGUACUUUAUUCUUUCAGGAAUGUCUUCAGUCACUGAGUGGUUAGCCUGUGAGCAAGCUUACUCAGAGGCUCUGGGGGCUGGGAGCCGGGAGGAAAAAGGGGCAUGCCCCAUUCAAGAGCCCCACAGAGAGCUUGCUCACACAGCUACAGAAUACUGCGUUGUUUUUUGACUCCCAUUAUCAGUUAUGAUGACAUCUAGCACAGUUCUAACUUUUUUCAGUAUUACACCAGCAGCCGUUGUUAGGUGAGAAUGGCCCUUAUGCUUUGUUGUUGUUCUCUUGUGCUCUCGGCAGCCGAGGAACCGAGUUGUUAUUGCCAUUAAACCACAACUGUUCACUAUUUGCAGGUCAUCUUUUCCUCAAUAGGGAGCUUAGAUUAGCAAACAACAACUUAGCACAUGCAUCACACUUUUUUGUAUAUUUCUGUGCCAUCACUGCAGGAAAAGACAACCCAUAAACAGUUAUGGUUUAAUGGCAAGUACCCCUUGUAGAAAUUCAGUACAUUUAAAGUAUACUUUAUAUAGGUGAUAAACACUUUAAAAAGUAUACUUCAUUUGUACUUAAAGUAUACUUUAAGUAUACUUACCAGAAGUAUACUUUAAGUACACAACUUUUCGACACCUAAAAAGUAUACUUAAAGUAUACUUAAUGAAAGUAUACUUGAAGUAUACUUAAUGGGAAGUAUACUUCAAGUAUACUUAAAAUGUACUUAAAGUAUACUCAAUGCAGUAUGUUAAUCAAUCACUGAGACACAUCAGACUUGGAUCAAUUAUUUUGUAAAAUCAUUUAUUGAUAUAACAAAAAAAACUACCCCUAACUUAAAGGGGCUGUGUCACGGCAGUCCACUUCAUUUUGUUUAAUUUUGCCAAUUACUCGCCCUCAAUCGCUAUGGAACUUAAAGUAAGCAAAAAAUUACUUGUAAAUGACAAAAUCAGAGAUCCGAGACAAACAAAUAUGUCUCCUGAGCAUUGUUUUUGAAGUUGCAAGCAGCAGGGAUCAACUUUGAAAAACUGUUAGGCUGAACAGUUUUCAAAAACGCUAGUUUCAAUCCGUUUCAAUCUUCUUCAGUUUUGCCCAUCCGUGGUAUCUGUCGUUUCUGUUAUGUUAUUUUAACCUUCCUUUAAAGUUUUAAGCGUUUUUUUUUAUUUUUCUCUUAAUUUAACGGGCAUUUUGUUAUUUCCUAAUUUGACUGAAUUUCGUGACACAGCUCCUUUAAAGCAAUACAAAUGUACUAAGAAAUUAUAAAAAAAUAUAUAGCAAAUCUUGUUGAAAUAGGUUUCCACAACAUAAAAAUAUACAUUUUCUAUUCCUAUCAAAGGAAAUCACUGCAUUUGAUUACCAUAAUAUAUUAUUCUUCUUGAUUUUAGUAAAAGUUUCAUUGACAAUGAGAUCAUUUCAAGGAAGGUGCUUGUAUAUUAACAGGUUUCUUUCUGAACUUUCUUUAACUCACUUGUACUUAAUAAUUAUUGCUUAGAACCAUCACACAAUAUUCUUCUUAAUUUUAGUAAAUGUUUAAUAGACAAGAAUGAUUAGAUCUGUACUCUUUGGCUACAAAGUAAAUUGUGCCAUUACCUUAUUAAAGAAAUAUGUCUACCUAUUACGUACAAAAACUGGAACGAAAUGCGAUCUAAGGAAAACAAGACUUGGGUUUUAUAUUUUGAAUUUACACUGCACUUUAGGCGAAGUAAACAAGCUUUCACUUUGUAAACCUUAAGGCUUAACUCGUGUGUCAUUUGCAAAUGGCUCGCAAAGAAGAAUCGAUAUAUAUUGAAACGACUGGAACCGAUACAUUUUCUACCCCAAAACUUACUUGUAUCGUCAAAAUUCAGUCAUGGUGUACUUCUUUUGUUUUCUUUUCAAGUUCCACUCAUAUUGUACUCGAAUUGUGAAGAGAAAUUAAAGGCAAUAUUCCAAGCGUAUAAAUAUCUUGAAGACAUUCUCGGCAAAGCUCAACGAACGUUCCUUCGAAUCUGUAUCGCCCGCCAAAACCAUAUAUGGAAGUUAGGUAUGCUGUAAAUGAUUCAUACAUGACCGUAUUAGGAAAUCCACAAGAUCCCGUAUAUGUUCCGACGGUACUGGAAGUCAGCGGUAAUUCAACACCUUCAUAUAUGCAUUUCUUUCCUCGAACGUAAAGAUGUCCGACGAUGAGCGAUGGUUUUGCUUCGAGUUCUCGUUCUAUUUCUUAAGGUCCUCGUAAAAAAAGGAGGUUAAACGACCCCGGCCUUAAUUACAUCCGAUAUCUUUUACUGUCAAGUGCAAAAUUCUACGAAAGACGUUAAAGAAAUGCCCGAAACUGUGCGACUUUGCCAUUUCGCCCAGGGAUUCGAUCGGCGGAUGAUCUUCUUGCGAAGGAAGUCGACUGAACAGCUAAUGUGUGCCCUGUGUAUCUAGAAACCUGUUAUAUACUUCACCACUCUGAAGAAAUCUUUACAUGAUCUCAACUGUGUCCUUAAUAGAAGAAAACUGAUUUGAUCUGAACAUUAUUUUGAAGUUGAAUUAUAUAUACUUAAAGCAUACUUUUAGUAUACUUUUGUCUUGUAGUGAUUUCAAGAUCCGGACAAACCUUCUUAGAUCCUCAGAUCAGAAUGUGUCUUUCAGUUUCAAAGUAUACUUAAAGUACACUUUUCUUUGCGAAACUAUUUUUCACAAGCACUGAAGUUUGAAAAAGUAUACUUAAAGUAUACUUAAGUAUUUGAAGUAUAAAUGAAGUACCUUUGCCAAAUAUACUUCAUUUAUACUUUUUUUCUGGAAGUACAAACGAGGUAUACUUCAAAUGUACUUUUUUUCUGAGAAGUACAUAUAAAGUAUACUUAAAGUAUACUUAAUUUCUACAAGGGUACGACUCAGUUACAAUAAUAUGGCUGCCGAGAGCACAAGAGCGCAACAACAAAGCAUAAGGUGCAUGCUCACCCGAUAAUGCCUGCUGGCAGUAGAAAAAAAUCUUAUGUUUUGUCCAAUGUUUGUAUGUUACUGCCUGGGCUCAGUCAUUAAGAGCUGGGGGCCGGGGAUUUCCCCCGGCUAAUAUGAAUGUGGCCCCCAGCUACUUUCAUAGGAAAAUAGAAGGAAAAUAGAACCAAAAGAAAUCCCUAGCUGUUUGAUUCCCCACCUACUUGUUGUAUUUACCUGGCAACUUGAAAUUCUUGAUGACAACCCUGUACUGGAAGAGUAAAGAGUAAAUCAAAUGCUGAGAGUAUUAAAUAAUCCUUUGUAGGCAUAUAGAAGAAUUUAGCAUCAGAGCAGUAUAUACCUCUGGUAAAGCCUCCAGUGCAGCUGGUCUGACAGCUGCUGUUGUCAAAGAUGAAGAAUCUUCAGAGUUUGUCAUCGAAGCUGGAGCUCUAAUGUUGGCUGAUAAUGUGAGUUUUUCUCAUGUUUGGGAGUGAGACUGUUUAAAAUUGCAGUUUCUCUAGUAAGAGAAACUGUCAAGUGAACAAUAGCCUGCUUUGUACUGACCUUCUAAAUCCCUGCCUAUACGAGUUCUUUGCCUUAGGCCUUGAGAGACAAGUCAGGCUGUAAUGCAAGCUAAUGAACAAAUGCCUGGUUACAAAUAUGAAUCUUUUGUCUCUGCCAGAGGCUGUGUGAAAAAAGAAGCAGUUCACACAUGUAUUAUAUGAGCUCCUGCAAGAGAAAUUUCUGGUUGAGUUGAUGCCAUCCUCUUUAACUGUAGUUUGAAUCAGUAGCUAAGAAACACAGAAUCUGCAGAAUUUUAUUGGUGAUAUGAAUUCCUGCUAAGUGAGACAGCGAAGAAGGUGUCUUCAUUUUUUUUAUUGGUUUGUAGGGUGUUUGCUGCAUUGAUGAAUUUGACAAAAUGGAUCCUAAAGAUCAAGUGGCUAUCCAUGAAGCCAUGGAACAACAAACUAUUUCAAUAACUAAAGCUGGUGUCAAGGUAAGAAGUAAUCUCUAGUUGUGCAUCAUUCUUUUGGGGGGGGGAGGGGUGUGUAGGAAGAAGGAGUAUUUAGAUAUUUCUGGUCUCAUUUACUUUGAAAAGUCACAUUUGAGCCCAUAUUAUUUUUAGCGAUACAGCCAGUAAAUGUUUUAAAACCAAACAUUCUUUCCAGUGUUUGGGAUUUCUCUGCAUUCUCAUCUGACGAUUAUAUGAUUAUGCUUUCAACUAUACUUAAUCAUAAUUUUGUGUCACUUUGUUUUUAGGCAUCACUGAAUGCAAGAACCUCUAUUCUGGCUGCAGCGAACCCAAUUGGUGGCCGAUAUGACAGAACAAAAUCACUUAAAGUAAGUUCAGGAUAAAACCUGCUGUGAUACAUGCAAACUCCGAGCUGGAAUUAGCAUACUAAAAACUCUUUCUUAUUCCUUUAUCCUAUGCAUUCAAGUCAUUUACAAUACCUGUAAAAUGCUUACCCUCCCUGUGGCACACUGGGUGGGUGUGGUGGCCAUGUUCAGUUGUGGGGGGGGAGUGGGUAAGGUGCUCCAGAAUCCCUCAUUUUGUGGUAGUUUAUCUCAACCUCAUCAGAGAUAUGAGUACUUGUCUCCUUUGAAAAAAUGGCCACGUGUGUAUAGGUUCUUAUGUUAGAACCAGAGGAGGAUCGAAUAGUAUCCCAUGAUGCAUUUUUCCAGAAGCAUCAGGCAAUAUCGCAGUCAUAGCAGAUUCCAUCUUGAAAUAAGGUCGUUUUCUCGUCGGCUUUUUUCUCACUCGAUUUCCAGUAAAAGUAAAAAAAUUACAUUAUUUCGUUAUUUGACAUGAUUUCUCCGAUUUGCAAUGCCUUAAGAGCGAAGUUUCCACUUAGAAACAUUUAUUUUCACGGUUUCAAUUAGUCUUCCCAUCACAAAGUGUUCAGUGACCCACAACCAGGUCAUGAAUAUUCGAGAUUUUUUGGAAUAUAUGUUGAAAUCUUACAAAUGUGGACCUCAUGCCAGCAAAAUAAAGUCCUGAAUAUUGUACAGGCCAAGAAGUACCCAGAAGUACCCACAUUUUGAAGACUUUUUUGUCGACCAAAGAUGGCUGAAAUUUCGAAUCUUUUAUCACAUUUCAACGCCAUGUGUCAUAAUAUAUGUGUAAAGCCUGAUGAAGGCCACAAUCUGUUGGGCGCUUUUGAGAGCGCUUUAUGCCGAAGCUAUCACUUUGUAUUUUCAAAGAGGUUAUUUUUAAAAGGAAUUUGACUAUAAUUAUUUUAAUUCGAAGAAGGAGCAGUGUGUAACGGUGUGUUUCAGUGUGAAAAGAAACCAAAGAAAGGAACCACGCAGCAUGCAAGCCGGCACAACGUAAACUGAAGCCUGCUCAGAAUUUGAAAAAGAAACAUCAUGCAGAAACUUAAUUUAUUCAAAAGAACAGAUCAGUAUUCUGGCCAGGAAAUUUCCUUGAAGAUUGCUUGAGUCAGUACCGGGUAGACUGGGCUUCAGAGAAUUGUUAGUCGCAUCGAUAGGUUAAAUUUUAUUUGUAACUGCCAUUGUAAACUUCAGCUCUUUUGAGCGCGAUGCUGUAAUAAAUUCUCCUUUGGUAAUUAGCUUCACAGCGUAGCAGAUGUUUUGUUGGAACCACUUUAUAGAUCAGUCAUAGUUUUGGUUCUCCUCUGGCCUGGGUUCUUCUAGUGAACCUAGCGAAGCUUAUCAAUUGCGAGUCUUAUAAUAUUGUGUUUACAGUACGUGCGACCGAGCGCGGCACAAGUAGUUCUCGACAGAUCAGUGAAAUACAUGUAAAACCCUUCUCAGUCAAAGCAACGCUGAAGUUCUCCUUUAAAGCACAGUGAAUAUAAGGCACUCGAUAUUCUCAAAAGCAGAAGCUGCUGAACCGAAACAUGUUUGGAAACCAUCCACAUCGAGCACUGCGAUCGAUGUUCACCUCCCGCGUGCUGAAGAUUACUGAUCAUGAUGUGUCACGUACGCAGUGAUAAUAUAACAUGAAUCGAGGUGCAUCAUGGGAUACUAUUCGAUUGUCGUCUGUGUUAGAACUGUACUCAUUUGUUUUUCUUUUGAGCCCUAAUCUUGGGUCUGCCUUUUAUUUUUUUGCUUUCAUAAAAUCAGUUCUUUUGCGAAAUUAUGCAAAAAGUAAACAUAAACAUUAUUCUUGUUGUUGCAGCAUAACUUGAACAUGUCAGCUCCUAUCAUGUCCAGAUUUGAUCUUUUCUUCAUUCUUGUAGAUGACUGCAAUGAGGUACAAACAAUUAUGAAAAUAGCUUAGCUUUUGAUCACACUUGAAUGUUAGGCAUGUUAUAAAUUUUUAAUUCAUAUGUAGAUUUACCCAAGGCUUAAAUUGAAGCUCCUUUUGAUGACUCCAACAAUCAUGUGACCAUUGCAAAGAAAUCCACUUGGAGUUGAAGCUGCAAUCAGUUGAAAACUAUUAACUUGUCAGCGGUUAACUUUGAAAAAAUGUAACCUUGAUGGGUUGACACCUGAGGCUAUGAUAUGGUCAUGUGAUACUGGUCAGCAUAUUCCCUGUCAGCUGUCAAUUAUUGACCAUAACAUGGAUGUGCAAUACUAGGAUGCAGGCUCCCACACUAGCUAGAAAGUGUUAGGUUUCACAUUGAUUGCCCUCUAGUGCAGACAGACGGGUGGACAGACAGAUGCACAGUCACAUGACUACUAAAAUUUCUCAGAGGGAUAGAUCACCAAAUUUUCUUAGCUAUGGGGCUCUGCUUGUGCAUGCUUUGUGUGCAUGGAGCUCUGCUACUAAAAUUAGUAUUUAUUUAUGAUCAUUCCGAAUUCAAUAUUAUGUGCAUGUUGCUGCAAACAUUUCCAUAUCAGUGCUUCAUCAGACAGACUGGUCAAUAUAGCUGGAACUAAUCCUAACAGUGUUGAAAGUUCUAUCUGAGGAAAGACAAACAAGAACUGUAUGACAUGUGGCAAGGGGAAUCACUGUUAUGAUGUAAUGUAUCGGUCAAAUUGAAGCUUCAACAUGCCCCCCCCCCCCCCCACCGGGCAUACCCCGGGCAUUUGACAACUUUGCCGUCCCGGGAGCAGGGAAUUUGAUUAUGAGAGUCUUCCAGGGGGUGGGGAAUUUGAUCCCCAUGCUUUAGGGGUGGGGAAUUUGAACUGCACCCUCGAUUUCAUGUAAAAUCUUUGGCGUGGCAAGCUAUCAUGGGGAACGGGGUGUUAGAGUAUUUUUGUGGAAAAGAUUGUGCCUUUUUUGGCCAAUUGGUUACGAGGAGAGGGCUUAAACAAGCUUUGUGCCGUAUUUGAAGUAUUUAAAUUUUAAAAUUUUUAAUUGGCCAGGGGGGGGCAUGUUGAAGCUUCGAUUUGACCGAUACAUAAGUGCUGGGUUUAUGUAUUAAUAAGGCUGAUGGUUGCUCCUCCAACAACCUGAAGAACUUAACUCCUUUUAUCAUUGGUGGUAGGUUACAGAUUACGCCAUUGCUCGCAGGAUCGUUGACUUACACAGCAGGCUUGGGGAAGCAGUUGAGAGAAUUUACAGUGUGGUGAGUAUAAGUUCACAUUAAAUAAAUUUUGGGGCAGUUUCUUGUUGAGUGAGUACUGUGUUUUGCAAGAACACUUUCGUCAGUAAAAUGCAAAACACUCAACAGGAUGGAGCAGCAAGGGCUCUAGGGGAUAAUAUGAGUGAGAUUUUUAAGUCAUUAUUGUAACUGAAAAAAAUAAUUAAUCUAUUUUUUGUAGGAUGAAGUGCAAAGGUACAUCACAUUUGCCAGGCAGUUCAAGCCAACGGUAAGGUCUCCUACCAAAAUUAUGAAAUCAUACACACCCAAUAUUACACAUAACUGCAGGCGAUAUGUGUAGCAUACACACCUAGUUUCCUGUUCUUACCAAAGCAAGACAGAAAAAGAUGCAAAUUAAUAGAAGCUUAGAAGUUCAGACUUUCACUUUCAGCCAGCUUUCUCUCAUUUCAAGGAGACAGGCAUUUCAUUUUAUAAUAGCAUGAAUUUCUCUACGUCUGCACUUUUUUUGACAGGGUUCAAAAAAAUAAUGUUGAAUUCCAUCUUGUCUUUAAGCAAGCAGUUCUCACAUCUUACUUGCCUGGGGCCACUUCUUCUUUGUCUUACUUAACAAUUUGGUUGAGGAUGAUUUGCGUGCCCCUUGGGCUUUAAAAGUUACUUGCCCACCAAGAAAAUCUACUUGUCCCAGACGACUGGAGGGAACUUUUUUUGACAGUAGUGUAGGAGCUGCCUGGAAGGUUUCUCCUAAUUGGUCGCAGGAAACAAUGACAUGUCAUUCUUCCAAUUGUUUUAGUAUUGUUUGGGGUCAGGGAAACACACCAUUGGUGACUUCUCUUCCAAGUAGCUGCUACAUGACCCUUUUUUGAGCCCUGUAGUAAUGUAAGCAGUAUUCACAUUAAUGUGAUAAAAGGCAAAGAAACUGAUACUUUCAAUGUUCUUUGUUGAUGUGAAUUUAUCAUGAACAACAAAUCAGUCAUAUCCCCACAAUGGGCUUUUUUUUUUUAGUUUGUUUUGUUUUUUGGAGUCAGCAGGACUGAAACACUGACCCCAGGUUAACAGCAUUUUGUGUGCUCCACCAGACGAUUUUUUUCUUACAGUUUUCUACCACUGAGAUUAUUUGUUAAUUUUGUGUUUCAGAUUAGUAAAGAAGCACAAGAUUUCAUAGUUGAACAGUACAAACAUCUAAGAGAAAGAGACGCAACAAGUAAGCCUCAUUAGUUUCUUCUCAAAUAUUUAAAAAAAACUCAUGCUUAUUAAAAGUAAAAAUGAAAUCUACAUGUAAUUUAAGGUGGCUCCAUUGGAUUUUUCAGGGCCGAUACCAGCCAAGUUCGAGCGUUGACUAUGUCGUCAUUAACAAAGAUAAUAUACAGCUCCAAGCGAAUUAGAUAAUGAGAUCUUUCUGUUGCUAUGACGAUUAUGAUGUCAGCAGCACAUCAAGCGUAACAAAUUUUCAUUUUUUUUUUAUUAAGCUGUGGUAGUAGAUAAUGAUCAAACUUGGGAGGUACUGACCCUAUGAAAUCCAAUCAAGCCACCUUAAACAUGGCAUGUUAUCUAGGCUUUUGUACAUUAUGCUUUUGCUUCCCUACUAAAAUGCUCCACCUUAAUGCUCCAUUUUUCCCACUAAAAAGCUCGGUCUCCCCAAAAAAGUCACUAAAAUGCUCGGACAAUGCUCAUUAUACAGACAGUUUUUUAAAAUUAAUUUCAAAGUGCAAGUGUUGGAAGUAACAACGACAACGUGUACAAGUUCAUAAAUACAGCCAAAAGAAACAGUUGUAUUAAGUUUUUUGUGAAUUUUGAAUUUUAGUCUUCAUUUUGUUUAAAAAAGCAGGAGUUCAUGGGGCAUGGGCUCCUGAAAAAAGUUAAUUUCUAUUUUAUUUUCUCGGAAAAAUUAAUUUCCCGGGGAAAAUGCCACUAAAAUGCUUGAAGAAUGCUCAAUGCUUUUGCCUCACUAAAAUGCUCGAAAAAAUGCUAGCAUAAUGUACAAAAGCCUAGACUGUUAUCUUCAUCUGAAAGUUAUACUUGAUAAUGAUCCUAAUUUAAUGUUUUGUUUUUAGGUAUGGCAAGGUCUGCUUGGCGCAUUACAGUGCGUCAGCUGGAAAGCAUGAUUCGCCUUUCCGAAGCAAUGGCCAGGCUAUACUGUCAGGAUGAGGUAUUAUGUUUAACCCUUUAAGUCUCAAUCGUGACCAACAGCAAUUUUCUCCUAACGAUAUGCAUACAUUGUCAUGAGAUUAGGUUAUGAGAAUUAAUAAAAUGAUCACCUAAGAGAAAAUACUUUGAUCUUUUAUCAAAUUCUCUUAACUAAUUCUUAAAGGAAAAUGUAUAGAGAUCAGUUUGGAGAAUUUGUAUGUGGAUAUGGGGGCUUAAAGGGUUAAUUUUUAUAACUGUUCCCCGAGGUAUCUACGUGUAGCCUCAAUGAGAAAACAGCUGACAUUUUUGUAAUGCUGCCACUGCUGGUUUCCCCACAAAAUGACGAGUGAGGAACGAGUGCUGAUGAUGGGUCACUACCCAGAUUUGGAUAGUGCUCUGGAUUGGUUGAAGCAAAUUUCCUGUGCAUACCCAGAUCUAAGUAGUGACAUAUCAUGGGUAUGGAAUUUCUGUGCUGAUUCCUCAGACAUCAUUUUGUGGGGAAACCAGUGGUGGUAUGGCAAAAUGUUUGCUGUUUUCUCGGGCUAUGAGGUUUGAAGCCCGUAUAAUAUUGUCCAUUGCUUGAAUCUUUGUAACGAUACAUGAUGCAAUACUGCAUAGCUUAACUCAAAUUCUGUUAUCUUUUUUUUGCAGGUACAACCAAAACAUGUGAAAGAAGCUUUCCGUUUGUUGAACAAGUCGAUUAUCAGGGUUGAGACCCCAGAUGUACAAUUUGAUGAUGAAGAAGAACAGCAAGAAGGUAUAUUCUAAAUGUGAAUAAUUUAAAUGAUUAAUUAAUUUUUGAUUCAAUAGUUGAUUAGUGACUUACUUUCUUACUAUCUCUUAACAGUGCCUAUCUCUGAACAUCCCUGAGGGGAAUGAAUAACAUGAUAAUUACUUACAAUUUACAAUAAUUAUUUUAAUUUGUAUGCGGGUAAAUACAGUGCCUACAAAAAGAUCGACAAUUCUUAAAUGUUUUUGUCACACUAGAUAUGGAUGUAGAUGCUGAAAGCGGUACCCAGGGCUCACAUCCCACCGGAAUGGUGAAUGGUCAUGUUGAGGAUGACUCUCACAAAACAGCCGGAGAUAAGAUUAAAUCCAAACUACGCCUAACAUAUGAUGAGUAUGAAUCCAUGGCAAGACAUCUCACAACAACUUUACGAAUAGCAGAGAAUCGAGCUGGCGAUGGUAAGCUUUUGAAUGCAUUUCUUUGGGAAAAUCCAAGAUAACAGUGAAAGUUCUCUUAACAGACACUCUCUUAAACAGACAGCUCUACCUAUGGCCCCACUCUGCAUUUUUUCAUUCCUGUAAGCAAACAUUUCCAAUAGGCGGCUGUGAACGCUCUCAGAGUUUAAGAGUUGUAUGCUGGCUUUUUUUGUAAGCUCUUGUAAGUGGACCCUCACAAGAGCGUCCACUGUUGGUUGCUGAUCUCAGAUUUCUGGGGUUGGCUAUGACAAAACAAAUGACAAAUCUGCAAAUGGAUUCUUUUAGCAUUAACCCUUUAAGUCCAAGAAUCAACAUACAAAUUCUCCAAACUGGUCUCCAUACAUUUCCUUUAAGAAUUAGUUGAGAAAAUUUAAUAUAAGAUCAAGGCAUUUUCUCUUUGGUAAUCUUUGUUUAUUCUCAUAACCUUAUCUCUUGGCAACGUAUGGGGAUUGUUAGGAGAAAAUUGUUGUUGGUCACCAUUAGGACUUAAAGGGUUAAUGCAGCAGUGUUGCCAUGAACCUGUGGGAACAGGCAGGCCAACUAUUUUCACAGAAAAAUUGACUGUCAAGUGUACUUUUUCAGAUCUAAUGCUCAAAGAAUUCACCGACCUAGAUUUAGAUUAAAUCUAAAUCCCAGAUUUCCAAUUUUGUUUUGGAUUAUUUUGUAGAUGACACUGGAAUGCGCAGAAGUGACCUUCUAAACCAGUACCUGAAAGACAUUGAAGAUCAGAUUGAGACUGAGGAAGACCUAGCAGAAAAGAAAACCCUUGUUGAUAAAGUUUUGGACAGGUUAAUCAACAAGGUAAGAAUGCAACCAUACAUUAUUCAGUCCUAGAUAAAAUACCAACUUAAAGUAUUUCCUAGCCUUUUCGACAGCACAACCUCUUGAAUAAAUUUCUUAACAAGCUCCGUCACUUUAAACUGAUGAGUUACAAGUUAUUUUUUACAGAUUUUCAUGGAAACUUACCUCUUAAGUAACAUUAUAACAUGCUCAUUUGCCAUUUCAAGAACACUGUGUUUACCUAAAAUGACUCUACAUUCUUCAAAUGUUUAGAAAGUGCUUCAGUUUUCUAGAAGGUUCUAUGGAAUAUCUAGGGCUUUACUUAACUAUAUUUUGAUUACAGAUCAAAUACAAAUUGCAAAUACUGGGUAUUACUUACAAUUCUAUCUUAAUAUCAGGGAUAUUUCUAUUUUCUGCUUGAAAUAUCACAAAAAUAAUGUUGAAGUAUACUACAGCUUGGUUGUAGGAAUAGGGAAAUUACACUAUAUACUUUGUUUACGCAUAAUCAGGUGUUUGUAUUGCAGUGCUGACAACUGUAUGUUCCUCCAGCCAGCUCCGGCUAGAAUAAACAAAUUUAUAAGUAGAUUAUAAAAAAGCAUGGAUAUUUUUGGAAUCAAUUGAAUACCUCAGAUCACGUAAAGGGAGGCGUGCCCAGUGCAUUUUGCACAGCCAAAGGCCUCAUUAAACUCAUCAUUGGAGUCCUCCGAGGCAGAAAAAAGACUGUCUAGGAAAGCUAAUUUAGUAGAAAUGGGAGGUAACAGACAGUGUCUUUUAUUCCAGCUUAAUUAAGAGCAUAAUACAUGUACCUCCAGCCAAGCAUUGUUAUAUUGAGCUUAAUGACUUUGUCUCAUGGGAUAAAGGCCAAAAAGCAUAAUAAUCUGGGUUUUUUUAGCAUAAUCUGUCAGGACCUAGAAAGUGAGCAUGGGACAUGACAUGCCUAAUGAGCAAAUCUACUAGUUCCAAAUUACUGGACAGGAUUUUUUUUCAAGUCCUUUUAAUACCCAACAGCAUCUUAUUCUGGAAAGAUCAAACUUGAGAAAGAAAAAUAUUGAAAAAUAUUACUACUGCAAAUUUAAAUCAAUCAACUACAGAAUUUUACCUAUAAAGUCAAAAGUAUAGACUGAGUUAAUCUUCUAUGUUCAUGAUUAAUGCAAGGGAAAGAAGGUUUAGGACAUGCAAUUUACAAUGGACCACUGAGAGAACAGUUUCAUCCUCUAAUAAUUACAACAAUGCUUCGCAUCAAAACCCAUAAACCAUAAGCCACCAAUCCCAACAACAACAACAGUGGUACAAAUAGUGCUGCUCCAAAACUCAACACUGUGGCCUGAUAUGACCUGCAGCAUGCAGUAAAACAUGGCGAUCAAUAACUAUAUGACUAUCUUGAGACAAACAAUAAACGAAACCCUUAAAUGCAUAAUUCAUUUCUUCAUUGCUUUUUAAGGACCAUGUUAUCUUGGCACUGAAAGAGUGGGGCGAGUCAGAAGAGGGAUACACACCAUCAGAGGAUGAGGACCCUUUUCUGGUUGUUCAUCCAAACUUUGUCAUCGAUUGAACAUUCACAAAGUUACACUGCCACUUAGCUCAGUGUAUGCGCAUUUGGAAAUACUGUAUAUAAAGGGAUUCACUGACUUGUAAAUGAAUACUCUUAAUGCAUUUAAAACUUUGCUUUUCCUGGAUAAAGACUUCUGUGAAGAUUUAGUGCGUAACUAGAUCUUGGUGCAGUGUUGAAAAUUGUUGAACCAGUUUUUUGUGCCACCUUUCUUGACUUAAGCAAAUGAGAAAACUGUGUUGAUAGUCUAGUUACUCCCAAGAUCCAAGAUGGACAUAAUCAGGACAACAGUUUGGUUUCCAUUAGUUGUGCGUACCUCUAUAAGUAUCAUGUUAGAAUAAAAGAAAGUGAAGUGCCCACUUUAGACAGGUAUUCUCCCUCCCUUGAGGGGUGUGUGGAUUUUGCGGGGGUGUCUGUUUUAAAGAGAGUUGACAGUAACUGUCAACUCUCUUUAAAACAGUACCCUUUUUUGGUAACCUUACAACUGUUGUAAGGUUACCAAAAAACGGUACUGGUUAGUUCAGGAACUGCCAGCAUC